CACAGCCAUUUACAACUUCAGCCUCUGGCCGCUUCAGCCUUCGCAUCUCCGGAUGACCCAGAUCUCAAGCCGCCUGCCGGGGUAUUUGGAGAGCCCCCCCCCCCGCUUUCCCUCCGGCGUCCAGACCAGUCAGUCGCCAUGGAGGUCUUGGGGAAGCCUUUGCAACUGCCCUGCGGCCUCAGAAUGCCCAACCGCCUCUGCAAGACCGCCACCUCCGAGCACAUGGGCCACGUGAAAACCGGGGAGGUGAGCCCUGAGCUGGUGGAGCUCUAUCGGCAAUGGGCCUUGGGCGGCGCUGGGCUUCUGAUCACGGGCAACGUCAUGGUGGAUGACCACCUGGAGGGCCCUGGCAACGUGGUGAUCCCUGAGGGCGAGCCGCCUGAGAUGUGGAGGAAAUGGGCGGAGGCCAGCCACAGCGUGGCCUCGGGCGGAUCGAGGCCGCUGGCCUUGGUGCAGCUGUCGCACCCGGGGCGGCAGAGCCCACUGGCGGUGAGCUGGGCGCGGCCAAGGGCGCCCUCGGAGGUGGCCUUUGUGCUGCCCGGGGUGGGGAUCCAGGCCUUCCGCACGCCGCGGGCGCUGGGCCUGGAAGAAGUCAAGGCGCUCCCGGGGAAGUUCGCCGCGGGGGCGCGACUCGCGGCGAAGGCGGGCUUCGACGGGGUGCAGGUCCACGCGGCCCACGGCUACCUGCUGUCCCAGUUCCUGUCCCCACACACGAACCGACGCACCGACGCCUAUGGCGGGAGCGCGGCAAACCGGGCCCGACUGCUGCUGGAGGUGGUGGCAGCAGUGCGGCUGGCGAUUGGCAGCACCAAGGUCUUGUCGGUCAAGGUGAACUGCGCGGACUUCCGCCUGGGCGGCCUGGAUCAAAGCGAGGCCCUGGAGCUCAUGGCCAAGCUCAAGCAGGCGUCGGUGGAUCUGGUGGAGAUCUCCGGCGGGACCUACGAAAAUAUGCUCAUGGUGAGACAGGAGGAGAAGGAAGGCUACUUUGUCGACUUCUCCAAGUCUGUGCGUGAGAAGGUGCCCGGGCUGCCGGUGUUGGCGGUGGGAGGCUUUAAGAGCCUGGUGGGCUGCGCGAGCGCGAUCGUAAAGGGCGAGUGCGACGUGGUGGGCCUCUGCCGCUUGCUGUGCCUCCAGCCGGACUUGCCGAAGAGGUGGGGGCCUUGUCCGUCUGCGCGCACGGCCUGUGCACGCUUCCACACAUUGUGGCUGGAGGGAGAGGACCUGCCAGCCGCCGGGAAGUCCGUCAGGAUCCAGGUGCCCAUUUUGGGGGCGCUGCUCAUCCCGGGCCUUGGCUAUUACUACCACCAGCGCCAGAUCCAGCGCAUCGGCGCCGGCCUCCCUGUGGAGUCCAGGUGUCCCACAUUGAGGCUGCUGCUGGUGGCCCUGCCCCGGAAGCUCUUGUGGGAGCCGGGGCGCUUGUCCACGCAGAACCGUUUAGGCUUGACAGCUGUCGCUCUGGGCGUGCUCGGUUUGCUUCUGAGCCGAAAGCGCGGCUCGUGAUUCCAGCCAAGAGCUGGGAUUGGCGCAUUGGAAGUUACAGGGCUUUGGAAGCAUCGCCUUUGCUUGCC
Messenger RNA from Effrenium voratum, 1568 nucleotides. The record is from the annotation of a GenBank genome assembly. Lineage: Eukaryota; Dinophyceae; Suessiales; Symbiodiniaceae.